GGCACAAAAGGGAACCCAACGGAGGCUCCAACGGCGGCGACAUCCUCGAAUCGUUUGGCGCCAUAUUUUCUGGGACCAAUCGGAGUCGUUCACAUCGUAUUUACGUGACUGUGCUUGUGUGUGCGUGCGGGAUUUGGUCCUGUUUGUUUGUGUAAUUUCGCGCGCUUUUGUGUCGUCCUCCAUCCGGACAUCUUAUCCCAACGGGUCGGAAAACCGGGCUCAAAAAGAGAAAAGGAUUUAAAAGGCGUGAGAUUUGCGGCCAACUGCUGGACGAUUGCCAGCGGACUGAAAUCUUAAUUAGCCAUUUAAUGGCAUUUGGCAGACAACAAAGGCCCAUGCCUUCUAAGCCACUGAAGACGUCCUUGCAAUUCGAAUAAGAACUGCUGCCAAGCAAGUGAAGCUGAGACUUAUGGCUAAAGCCGUUUUGAUGGGCGUUUGUGGCCCACACAUGUGCAAUUAAUAAAAACAUCUUGCACGGAAAGUUUUCCCCAGUCUAAUUACAGCUAUUUUUCCGGCAACAAGAGCAGCAACAGCAGAAGCAGGAGCAGGAACUGUGUAGCAUAACCAAAAGCCGAUCAGGAGACCAUUCAGCUUUGAGUGUUUUAUGGACCCAGGAGUGACGGCAACAAGCAACUAGCAACGAGCCAUAACAACAUCGACAUCAGCUUAGGGGCAAGCAGGAAGUAUCAACACGAGCUGAGGAAACAAAGCAAUCUAUAAAGAUGGCCGGCGGGGGCAGGACAGCCGGCAAAUACGGUUAUUCGGACAACAAUUAUUACAGUAGUCACUCGUACAAGAGCAUCAACGAUGAGAUUAUCCUGGUCAGCAUCAUCAUGGGGAUUACCAUACUGGUUCUUAUUACCAUCGCCCUGUGCUACAUUGCGUAUGAGAAAUGCCAGAAGAAGCGGGAAUAUUACAUCAACGCCUAAGGGUUUUCCGGACCGUAUCCGUUCUUUUAUUCCGUUAUUUCGCGUUCUUUGUUUCCCAUCUGCAGCGGUGGCCCUCUGCAAGGCUAAAUGUCAACACGGUCUGCGACAAUGUUGACGUUGACGAUUUAGUUGGCCAACAAAAAUAGCCCGGAGUGGCUGCAUCCGCCCCACACACCCCACUUACACAUCCGACGCACAUACAAGGGCACGUACACAAAUCGGAAGGCAGAGGAGGAAUUGGUGCUGUUUAAACGAUUCUCCAUUUUUCUGUUGGUUCACCCACAAGCUGCUGCUGCACUUGCAGCACUUUCUCAAGUGAC
Messenger RNA from Drosophila serrata, 1249 nucleotides. RefSeq lists its product as uncharacterized. Lineage: Eukaryota; Metazoa; Arthropoda; Insecta; Diptera; Drosophilidae. The record is from RefSeq and is a predicted model, not a curated record.